UUAUAUGACGUUCUGUUGUCAAAUCACUAAGACAUCCCCGAUACUGCAUUGUCAAGCGCUAGACCACUACAUAAGCCUUCGAGAUUAUAUUAUUUUUUGGAUUCAUGAUCAAGUAGAAGUACCGUACCGAAAACAGUACUUUUAAGCUUACGUACGUACAAAAAAUAAUGCUACUGUAUCGAUAUAUUACUAGUAUCGGUACGUACUACUUCGUACAAGUAUUUUCUAGCACUUCUCCGACAAAGGAAAAUCUCACUGAAGUGUUCAGUCUCUUUUUUGUGUCGAUCGCUUUAGGUCUCCGUUGAGAUAAAAUUGUGGAGCUUAAUAAAAUUUAAUUUAUUCGCGUCAAAAAUAUUUUGGUUGAAGAAAAGAAAACCUGAUCAAUGAAAAACUUCAAGUUUCCCCAGUCUCGAUGUGAGCUCCAAGACCAAUAAAAUAUAUUGCCUUCCAUGGCAACGAUGUGCAAGCGACCACGACAGAUAAGUAAUUUUUGGAGAGGCCAUUCUAUUCUAUUCUUUGCUUAUUUAAUGUAUCCACCGAUCUGGGAUUGAAGGAGGUCUAUUUCUUCCGGAAUCUCGAAAUUAUCUAAAAGAGCAUCGUUCUGCACGUUCUGCAUUUUCAACACGACCUGCAGUCGUCCAGUUUGUCGUUUUCGACGACGUUCAUUUUUUCACGACAAAAAUUCUUGCCACACAAAAAUCAAAACUACAGAAAAAUGAUCGAUACAUCAUCCACGACGAGCACCGCUGUCACAGUCACAAUGAAAAAAGCAGAAUCGAAGACGAUAUCAACCAAGAUGGAAUCAUCUCCUCUACCGAAGAAGUCUGUUCGAUUUCUAACGAAUUCUCUGGUGUACCGUACGGAGCACAUCAACGACUACACGAAAGGCGAGAUCGAAAGAAGCUGGUACAGCCAAGAAGAAAUGUCAAGCAUUGUUUCGGAUUGCAUGGACACACUCACGGCAGUGAAAAACAACGAUCCCUCAAAUUCCUCGGGCCGCUGCCUCCGCGGCCUCGAAUACCACCUUCCCGAGGGCCAAAAGAAGCGACGGGCAAACAAAUUUGGAGCCAUCGACCUCGUCCUCGACGAGCAGACCAUCCAAUGGGAGUGCGAAGAGGAAGACGCACACGCAAUCCGAACUUUGUACCUCACGUAUUCGGUUCCAUGCCAGGCAGAGGCGAACAGGAUCGGACUCGACGACGAGAGGGAAGCCAGAUUUGUCUACCGGGAGAGCGACAAAAACAACGACAACUGCCUCCUGGAGCUGUCGGCGACUAGGCCGUCGCUGUUGGCGCUCAAGCAAGCGAGUCAGCACAAAUCGUUCAAGUGCAUAUCGAACGAACUGGCCAGCCAAUGUUCACCCGUGGGACGAGCUGCGUAACACCAAGACAGGUCCGGAGGGAACCUGUAAACAAAUAAUGCUACUAAAAUAUGUAAAUUACUAGUCUUAUCAUUGCGAGCCAAGCCGUUUACUAUGGUUGUAGCACUAAGAUUUCAAUAGAUCUUCAUUGCGAAC
This is a messenger RNA of Pseudo-nitzschia multistriata, 1516 nucleotides long. The record is from the annotation of a GenBank genome assembly. Lineage: Eukaryota; Bacillariophyta; Bacillariophyceae; Bacillariales; Bacillariaceae.